GGCACAGGGUGGUGGACACGACAAGAGGGACGAGCGUCGUUUAUGUCAAGCAAAUGUCAACUUUCCAGAGAGAAAAUGAAGCAGCUAAGUCUCUGUUCAGGAGGCUUGAGUCUGCAGUUACUCCCAUCGUGUCCGGGGAGUACAGUCACCAUCGGGACAGAGCGGCGAUGGCAUCCCGGAUUUCUUUCACUCAGGCCCGGCUGGAAGCGGAGCUGGAGCGCUACCGGGCCGAGUGCCAGUGGGACAAGAUGCCGGCGAUAGUUGAGCAGAUGCAGGCUGCGCGGAUCCACGAAGACGAUGAUUACGGGACGCUGCUGAUGGCAGAGGCGCUGCUGGAGGAGUGCGUGCUGGAAAACAUGGAUCUGCUACGCAGGUCCAAACCUUUGGUGGACAAAACCCAGCCCAAACUGUGCAAGGCCAAAAGACUCCUCAAUACCAUCCUUAGCCGAGGCCGUCUAACACCCCGGUACUUGAACGAGGCUCUGCUGCUGAUGGCCAAAGUGCACUACGUGCAGGGACGCUACCGGGACGCCCAGGGAAUGUGUGCCAGGGUGGGGCUGGAGGAGCUGACGCAGGAUGACCAGCCGACCUACCACCUCCGCCUGCUGGCUGAGGCGUUCGUGAUUAAAGGUCUGUCUCUGGAUCACCAGACGCUGUCUGCCGUGUCCCGUGUUCGUCUUUCUGAGAGAGAGGAGGAGUCCCUGUCCUGUUACCUCAGGGCCUGUGAUGCAGCUCUGUCCUACCUGCAGGAGCUCGAUAAGGUUGUAACAACACCCCACAUCAAGUCAGCCAAAACCAUUUUACUUCACUCACCCAGUGAUAUUGAACUGGGCUACUUCCUGCAGGCUGCAUUACAGAGUGCUUACCUUUGUCUGCUGCAUAGGGGUCAUCUUGCACAGGGUGCUCACCAGCUGCGUAGAGUGCUGAGGGUGGUGGAGUCACGAGGGUCUCAGAACUUCAGAAAGUCUGCAGCGAGAAAACUAGCAAAAGUGUUGCUGAGCUCUGUGAGCGAGGACAGCUACUGGCCCCCGCUGGGCCCCCCACCCUCAGCCUGGCUUCACAGAGAAGGAGCCGCCGCCUCCAAAGACGCCAUCUACCCCACUGUUAAACCACCACAUCGCUACAGCACAGAAUGUUGCUUCUGUCCUCAGGACGUGGUGGAGGAGGCCAUUUUGCUGCUACUCAUCACAGAAUCCAUGGCCAGCGGUGACGCGGUGAUCAGUCGUCUGCCGGAUCAGGCUGAGGCUCGCAAGACCAGUCUGCAGGACGCCACCUCAGUCUAUGACCUGCUCACCAUCGGCAUGGUCAGGAGGGGGCAGUACGCCAUGCUCUCUGAGUGUCUGGAACGAGCCAUGAAGUUUUCAUUCAACGAGUUUCACCUGUGGCACCAGUUGGGCCUGUCACUCAUGGCCGCCCGGAAAGGGGUUGGUGCUGUAUCUGUAUUUAAAGAGUGUGCCAGGAUGAGACCAGAAGACCCUUCGUUGCCCUUGUUGGCUGCUAAAGUCUGCAUUGAUCAGCUGCAUUGGAUCAAGGAGGCAGAGGCUCUGUCCCAGAGUGUGGUGUCUAUGGGGGAGGAAGCAGGAGAAUUUCUGCCUAAAGCCUACCUGGCUCUGGGACUCUGCUGCAGUCUGCAGGCCUCUGAUGCUUCUCUGACCACAGACCGAAACGACUUCAACAAAAAGGCACUAAAUGCUUUGAAAAAAGCUCAUUCACUGGACCCUCAGGAUGCGCAGAUUGCCAUGUACCUGGCUCUGCAGCUGGCCAUCGUACGCCAGGUAUCAGCAGCUAUGGAGCCCCUUCAGGCAGCUUUAUCUCUCUGUGGGGAUGACUUACACUCCCUCCACCUGCUCACCCUGCUGCUCAGUGCCCAGAAACACCACCGUCAUGCUCUGGACACCCUUACUUUGGCCCUCGGCCAGCACCCUGACAACUUCAAUUUGCUGUUCACAAAGGUAAAGCUUGAAGAGGUGCUGCUCGGCCCGGCUGCAGCCCUGCAUACCUGUGAGGAGAUGUUGCAGCACUGGCAGAGCCGCUAUGAUGUCAGCCGCUCCAGCGAGACAGAUGACAGCAGCAGUAUACCGAUGCCUGAGAGGACAGAGGUCAGCCCCAGCGGCAGGAAACCCUCCAUCCACCUCACCCUGCCUGACUUCCAGGACACCUCCACUGGUUCACAGAGUCCUUCGUCAGUUGCACUAUCCCGUCUUGAAGCGGCUCUGUCCGAGGUGUCAGACCUCAGCUCUACCCGUCGCCAUGGGCCCACCUAUAUUUGGACCAUCCUGGAACGCAUUUGGCUGCAGGCUGGAGAGCUGUUCAUGGCAGACAGUCGGCUUAAGGAGGCUCAGUUCUGUAUAGCCGAGGCCAGUUCGCUCUUCCCCAACUCUCACUCUGUGCUGCUGCAGCGGGGCCGCCUGGCCGAGCUCCGGGGCCACCUGGACGAAGCCAAAGGCCUGUAUGACGAGGCCCUGGCCAUGCAUCCUACAGGAGAACGGAUACUGGUGCACACGGGCCGUCUGCUGGUGAAAACUGGGCGUGUCCACCUAGGCGAGAAGGUUCUGCGUGAUGCGGUUCAGAUCCACAGCACCUCCCACGAAGCGUGGAGUGGACUGGGUGAAGCUCUUCAGUCUCGAGAUUGCAACCAGGCCCCCGACUGCUUCUUGACAGCCCUGGAGUUGGAGGCCUCCAGUCCCGUCCGUCCCUUCACUGUCAUCCCCAGAGAGCUCUGAGAUGACGGCCUUGCAGUAGCAUGGAGGUUUGGGUUGGGGUGAAGAUUUUGGCUAAAAUCUAAUGAUGAGCUGACGAAAAGACAAUGGAAACAUGAGCUUUAAAUCAAAAGUUAGUUUUGGGUAUUGGGUCUGUUUUCUUGCUGUUGGGGAGAACAGACUGGUAUCACUCAUGUAUUUACAAUAUUUGAAGACAAAAUAAAAUAAAAUAGUAUCUAUUUCCCCAACUAGUUGGCAAGUGGUUGCUGUAAGUGGCUGGUGGUUGCAAGCAUCUAAUUUGUUUCAAAGAGGUAAAUUAUGCAGCAUGGAAGACCUUGAUUUGACUGAUUUGGUUGCUAUCAGGUUGCCACAGUCAGGUUUGUAGUUUGAAAACUUGUCUGCAAACACUUGCCGAGUGGAAGUGAAACUGAAAAGUUCAACACAAACAGAAGAUCGAGACUGCCCGAAGUUGAAGUAAAAGUUGUGUCUUUCAUGCAAAUUACAAACAACCCGGACAAGAUAAUGAUGACAAUCAGGUUUUUGGUGCAGCAGCCUCCAGCAGCCACUUGCCAACUGGGGCUUUGCAGGACUAUGUUAAUUAUCAAUUGUGGGAAAAGUAAGACUUUUUUUCAACCAAAAGAAAAAACCAAGUUGACCAAGUAAGUGCACUUGGUCUGGAGAAUUCCCAGUUAACCAAAAAAAAAAAAAAAAAAAAAAGACCUCCAGCAUAACCAGUCUCAGGAAGGGUGCUUCCAUCCCUGUGUGCUGCAGUGUGCUGCAGGUCACUAAAUUGAAGAUAUAAGUUUUCAUUUUCUGAAAAAUAUUUAUUUUUAUUUAUUUUGCUGUUUUGGACUGAACUAGGUGAGCUGUCUCCUCGUGUUUCAUAUUUUUCUUAAGCGUGACUUCAGGUUUAAGGGACAGAGGUUUGAGUGGUAUUUAUUUACUCAUCUAACUCUAAGUUUGUUUUCCAAAAUUUUAGCCAUUCCUUCAUCAAGUAUAUUUUAAAGAACAAACCGUUUAACAAAUCACUUUUACCUCAACUUGAAAAAGUAAUUAAUCUCAGCAACUUUCUUUGUUUCUUUGAUAAUCCAAUUGUUCAGUCUGACGUCAC
Maylandia zebra (zebra mbuna) is the source of this 3810-nucleotide messenger RNA. RefSeq names its product tetratricopeptide repeat domain 7A (gene ttc7a). Gene Ontology annotation, biological process: phosphatidylinositol phosphate biosynthetic process; protein localization to plasma membrane. Lineage: Eukaryota; Metazoa; Chordata; Actinopteri; Cichliformes; Cichlidae. Gene Ontology annotation, cellular component: plasma membrane. Gene Ontology annotation, molecular function: protein binding. The record is from RefSeq and is a predicted model, not a curated record.